AUGGGUAUCAUGUUUGAAGAGAAUGACAGUCUGCUGCUCUCCAACCCGAAGCUGUUGGAGGCGCAGCCAGACUCGGCGUUUGCGAGGAUUUGUAGCUUUGACGAGUCUGUUCUCUACUCGAAUGGCUACUUUUCCUCCAGAAACGAGGUCAUUUCGUGCUUUAUCUCCAUGAUCAACGGGGUGGACCUCAUGAGCAGUCUUCCCGUCAUGUACAUUUACAAGAAUGAUUUUAGUCUUCCACCAGGUUUGUUGAAUGUGUAUUAUGCGGAGUAUCCGACUGAAGGGAGGAUAAGUCCCGAAGAAUGA
Molecule: messenger RNA, 306 nt
Organism: Theileria equi strain WA
Lineage: Eukaryota; Apicomplexa; Aconoidasida; Piroplasmida; Theileriidae
Exons: 1
Coding region: 1-306 (101 amino acids)
Source: RefSeq, a predicted model, not a curated record